Molecule: messenger RNA, 4341 nt
Organism: Prunus armeniaca (apricot)
Lineage: Eukaryota; Viridiplantae; Streptophyta; Magnoliopsida; Rosales; Rosaceae
Source: the annotation of a GenBank genome assembly
AUGGCUAAUGACAAAGAAGUUGAAACUUCUUCCAAGGAUGGAAACAAGUCUGAAGUUUCCAACCCUUUUUUCAUUCAUCACUCUGACCAUCCUGGCAUGGUUCUUGUAUCCAAACCGUUGAAUGGAGACAACUAUGGGACAUGGUGUCAUUCCAUGCGAAUCUCCUUGAGUGCCAAGAACAAACUUGGUUUUGUUGAUGGCACUGUCAAGAAGCCUUCAAAGACAACCGAUCCUGAUGAGUUCUCUCUUUGGCAACGUUGCAAUGAUAUGAUCCUAUCUUGGAUCUUGAAUUCCCUUGAUCAAGACAUAGCUGAUAGCGUUAUCUACUUUGACACUGCUCACGAUAUAUGGGAAGAUUUGAAGGAGCGUUUCUCUCAAAGCAACGUUCCUCGAAUUUUCCAGAUCCAACGUGACAUUGCUUCCCUUACUCAAGACCAAAUGUCGGUUGCUGCUUAUUACACAAGACUUAAGGGGCUAUGGGAUGAGUUGGCAUCAUACAGUGAUGUGCCGACUUGUACCUGUGGUGCCAUGAAAGAUCACGCUGAACGUGAUGAGAGGAAUAGGGUGAUGCAAUUUCUCAUGGGUCUGAAUGAUUCAUAUGCUGCUGCUCGUGGACAGAUUCUUCUUAUGCAGCCCCUACCAUCCAUACGCAACAUCUAUUCCUUAAUUUCCCAAGAGGAGAAGCAACGACAACUGGGGACUCCUCAUACUACCUUGGAACCUGCUGCAAUGGCUGUUCGCCAACACCAGGGACCUUCGAAUUCUAAUCGCAAGCCUCUUCAUUGCACUCACUGCGAUCGAGACCAUCACACAAUUGAUACCUGUUAUAAACUUCAUGGUUAUCCUCCCGGGCAUCGACUGCACAAAUCCAAUCAAAACAAGAAAGGCUCAAGUUCCUCUGCCAAUCACGUGCAGAACAAUCCCACUAUGCAAGAAUUGAAGUCUGCCAUGCCCAAUCUAUCUGACAGUGAGUAUGAACAGAUUCUUACCAUGAUGAAUGAUAAGCAAGAGCCACAAGCAAACUCUGCAGGUUUGUCAUAUUAUCCUUUACCUUUACACCGCUGGCUGAUUGAUAGUGGCGCAACAGAUCAUAUUACAUCCACCUCACAUUCUUUUACGUCCACAAAUAACAACCCUUCCAUUCCACCAGUUGUAUUGCCUAGCGGUGAAAAGGCUUCUAUUAUUUCUGUUGGGAAUGCUUCUCUCAACUCAUCUCUUUCUUUAAACAAUGUCUUGUAUGUGCCUAGCUUCAAAGACUUGGCUACGAGGAAGACGAUUGGUCUGGGUAAACAGCAAGGAGGUCUUUACUACCUGGUUUCUUUGGCGUCAGACAAGCCUUCCCUUCUCCCACCAUCUUGCAACCAUGCUCAUGCCUCAACUCACCUCUGGCACAGCCGUUUAGGCCAUCCAUCAUCUUCUCGUUUACAAUUUUUAGCUAAGAAUGUUUUAAAUUUCCCUUUUUCAAAUAAUGCUUGCGAGAACCUGCUUAAAUCAUUUUUUGCCUUUGUCCAAACACAAUUCAAUACUCAAGUACAACAAAUACGCGUUGAUAAUGGAGGUGAAUUUUCUUCCAUGCGUCGCUUCUUUCACGAACAUGGGGUCAUCUAUCAACAUACUUGCGUCUAUACACCACAACAAAAUGGUGUUGUAGAGCGCAAGCACCGACAUAUCAUAGAGAUGGCUAGGGCUUUACGUUUUCAGGCACAUCUCCCUAUUUCUUUUUGGGGAGAGUGUGUUCUCACCGCCAUUUACUUGAUCAAUCGUCUUCCCACUGCCCUUUUAUCCAAGAUAUCCCCAUAUGAGAAGCUGUACAAUAAACCUCCUUCUUAUAACCACCUCCGCAUUUUUGGUUGUUUAGCCUAUGCCACCAUUGUCCAACCUUCCCAUAAAUUUGAUCCUAGAGCCAAACGAUGUGUUUUUCUUGGUUACCCUCUCGGUCAAAAGGCCUACAAAUUAUUUGAUCUUACCACCAAAAAAAAUUUUACCAGUCGCGAUGUAGUUUUUCAUGAGAGUCACUUUCCUUUCCAAACUCUCCCUUCUUCCUCUCCCACGGAACCUUCACCUCCUGUUUUACCUCUUCCUUUAUCUGAUUUGUCAUCUCCUCCAUGUCUAUCUCCUGCCUUACCCUCACCACGUCCUCCAUCUCCUUCUACCCCACCCGAUCUCACAGCUUCUUUCGACACCGCUGCCCCCAUUUUUCCUUCCCACACCACUGCCGUACCGGCUCCGUCACAGCCUUCCUCUCCUUCUGUACCACCAUCCCCCAUCCGCUACUCUCUUCGCCACAAGGUUAAACCAGCCCAUCUCCACGAUUAUGUUUGCUCACAGGUUACUUUACCUACGCUUGACCAAUCGUCGGACUCCUUGCCAUGUCGCACCAAAGGUACUCGUUAUCCCCUUUCUAAUUUUCUUUCUUAUCACCGUUACUCACCAUCACACUUUGCUUUCAUUGCUAAUAUUAGUCGGCCAGUGGAACCUAACACUUUUGCAGAGGCUGUUUCUAAUCCACAUUGGCAAGAGGCCAUGCAAUCUGAACUUGCAGCUUUGGAAUCCAAUCAGACUUGGUCCCUCACUUCUCUUCCACCUGGGAAGCAACCCAUUGGAUGUAAAUGGGUCUAUAAAAUCAAGCAUCGUUCCGAUGGCACCAUUGAGCGCUAUAAGGCUCGUCUCGUGGCCAAAGGAUACACUCAAACUGAAGGUCUUGACUACCAUGACACAUUUUCUCCUACUGCCAAAAUGGUUUCUGUUCGGUGUGUUCUUGCUCUUGCCGCUGCCCACAACUGGUCUUUGCAUCAACUUGACGUCCACAAUGCAUUCCUUCAUGGCGAUUUACAUGAGGAAAUCUAUAUGUCACCUCCUCCUGGUCUUCGGCGACAGGGGGAGCAUUUGGUAUGUCGCCUUCACAAAUCCUUGUACGGAUUGAAGCAAGCAUCUCGCCAAUGGUUUUCUAAGUUCACUGAAGCCAUACAAGCUGCUGGUUUCACUCAGUCCAAAGCCGAUUAUUCGCUUUUUACCUACAAAAAUGGCAAGUCCUUCACCGCUCUUUUGAUCUACGUUGAUGACAUCUUGAUUACAGGAAAUAAUUUGGCUGCCAUUGAUGCUCUCAAGCGAUUUCUUAAUACUCGUUUUAAGAUCAAAGACCUUGGUGAUCUUAAAUAUUUUUUGGGCAUUGAGGUCUCACGUUCCAGGAAAGGUAUUUCUAUUUGUCAAAGGAAAUAUGCACUGGAUAUUAUUAAAGAUGGAGGAGCUUUGGGAGCACAUCCAGUAAGCUUUCCCAUGGAACAAAAUUCCAAAAUUUCUUCUGAUAUAGGUGAGAUACUUCAUGAUCCAGCAAAGCAUAGACGAUUGGUGGGACGUCUGAUUUAUCUCACCAUAACAAGACCUGAUAUUACCUAUUCAGUACAUAUACUCAGUAGAUUCAUGCAUGAGCCUCGCAAGCCACACUUAGAUGCCGCCAUGAGAGUAUUGAGGUAUCUGAAAAGUACACCAGGACAAGGACUCUUCUUUCCUGCUGGAAAUGAGAUGAAGUUGACGGCAUACUGUGAUUCAGAUUGGGCGGGAUGUCCAACCACACGAAGGUCAACAAGUGGCUAUUGUGUGUUUCUUGGAAAUUCUUUAAUCUCAUGGAGAACAAAGAGACAAAAAACAGUAUCUCUUUCUUCAGCAGAGGCUGAAUAUCGUGCAAUGACAGGUGCUUGCUGUGAAAUUACUUGGUUGCGUUAUCUAUUGCAAGACCUACAACUCCCAGACCCAGGACCAGCUACUUUACACUGUGAUAACCAAGCUGCGCUGCACAUAUCUGCCAAUCCAGUGUUCCAUGACAGAACUAGACACAUUGAAAUCGACUGUCAUUUUAUCAGGGAUAAAAUUCUGGACAGAACAGUGGUUACAAGAUAUAUUUCAUCUCAACAACAAGUAGCAGAAGUGUUUACGAAGGCCUUGGGAAAAGAAGAUUUUUCGGCUAUGCUCAUGUUUGAAUUUGAUGGGAAACUGAAUCCUACUUUUGUGGAAGGGGCAUUUAAGCUCCCAUUAUCAAGCAUACGAGCAUAUCUAAAAGAGCCUAUUACUCCCAGGUUCGAACAUGUAGGUUCUGCAGGAAUUACCCGACCUGACAUGCCUGGACUUGAUCUGAGUAAACAACCUCCUGCUGUUCGCUUAAACAAGGAAUUGGAUUUUAUCCUAACAUUCAAGUUGAAGGGGGAGGAUUUAAUAUGGGAAAGUGGAAUACCAUAUACAGUUGUGAGGCCUUGUGCAUUACCUGAGGAGCCUGCCGGAGCAGAUCUCAUUUUUAACCAAGGAGACAAUAUAACGGGUAAGAUAUCAAGAGAGGAGGUUGCUUAG